Gossypium raimondii (Peruvian cotton) is the source of this 1597-nucleotide messenger RNA. Its product is annotated as probable protein kinase At2g41970. Gene Ontology annotation, biological process: protein phosphorylation. Gene Ontology annotation, molecular function: ATP binding; protein tyrosine kinase activity. Bases 359 to 1465 code for a protein of 368 amino acids. The record is from RefSeq and is a predicted model, not a curated record. NCBI's taxonomy places the organism in Eukaryota, Viridiplantae, Streptophyta, Magnoliopsida, Malvales, Malvaceae. The transcript has 8 exons.
UUCAAUCCAGACCAUUACACAGCAAUGGGGGGGAAUUAACCUAAAAGAAGAAGAAGAAGAAGAAGAAGAAGAAGAAGAAAAGUUGGAACAGCCAGCCUUGCAACAAUUCUUUUUCUCUCUUUUUUUUUAUGUUUUGUUUUUCUUACCUAUAAAGAUUUUGUUUCUGAUUUUCUUUUUCUUUUUUUCUCUGUCAUCAGCCUCCCCCUCCCCCCUCUCAAUAGCCUUUCAUAGCUUCUUUCUUUUUCUUUUCCCAUUCUUUGGGUGUCUUUCAGGGAAAAAGAUCUGAAAUUUGCAUUGAAAUUGAAAAGAAGAGAGUUCUCUGUGCAUGAAAAAUUUUGGAAAUUGAACAUCCUAAGCUAUGUCGUGCUGCGGAGGUGCGGAGGAGGAGCUCGACGGUCCACCAACGAACCAAUAUCAAACCCCACCUAGAGCAGGAAGUCAAAUUGGUGGUCCUGGGAGUGGAAGAGGAAGAGGAGAGCCAAGGGGUGGGGGAGCGGCAAAAAGUGGGGAUCCUCAAAAAGUGCUACCAAUUGAAAUACCAGCCAUUCCCUUAGAUGAGUUAAACAAUAUGACUGAUAACUUUGGAACUAAGUCUUUGAUUGGUGAAGGUUCUUAUGGCCGGGUUUUCUAUGGAACAUUAAGUGAUGGUCAGCCUGCUGCUAUCAAGAAACUCGACACCAGUUCUUCACCUGAACCCGAUUCUGACUUCGGUUCUCAGUUGUCAGUGGUUUCAAGACUUAAACAUGAGCAUUUCGUGGAGUUGUUGGGGUAUUGUUUGGAGGAUAAUAACAGAAUCUUGGUAUAUCAACAUGCAACCAAGGGUUCUUUACAUGAUGUAUUACAUGGAAGGAAAGGUGUACAAGGGGCUGAACCGGGUCCAGUUCUAACAUGGAACGAAAGAGUUAAGAUAGCUUUCGGUGCUGCAAAAGGACUUGAAUAUUUGCAUGAGAAAGUUCAGCCCUCUAUAAUCCAUCGUGAUGUCAGAUCAAGCAAUGUCCUUCUUUUCGAUGAUUUCGUCGCCAAGAUUGCCGAUUUCAACUUGACCAACCAAUCUUCCGACACUGCAGCUCGACUCCAUUCCACCAGAGUCUUGGGUACCUUUGGUUACCAUGCCCCUGAGUAUGCUAUGACAGGACAAAUAACACAGAAAAGUGAUGUGUACAGUUUUGGAGUUGUUCUUCUCGAGCUCUUGACAGGGAGAAAACCAGUAGAUCAUACAAUGCCCAAAGGACAACAAAGUCUAGUAACUUGGGCAACUCCAAGAUUGAGUGAAGACAAGGUCAAACAAUGUGUGGAUCCCAAGCUGAACAAUGACUACCCACCCAAGGCAAUCGCCAAGCUAGCGGCCGUUGCAGCACUUUGUGUCCAGUAUGAGGCAGAUUUUCGGCCAAACAUGACAAUUGUUGUCAAAGCUCUUCAGCCUCUUCUAAAUGCGAAACCAGCAGGACCAGAACCUCCGUCAUAAUAUACACACACACACACAAACACACAUUAUAUGUUAUAUAUUUCCGACAUAUAUAAUAAACAGUAGCAAGGUUUGUGUAGUAGUAACACUUUGUUCAUGUUUUGUAAUCUCAUUAUUUUAUGAUCAAAUAUA